Molecule: messenger RNA, 1239 nt
Organism: Nicotiana attenuata
Lineage: Eukaryota; Viridiplantae; Streptophyta; Magnoliopsida; Solanales; Solanaceae
Exons: 5
Coding region: 1-1239 (412 amino acids)
Molecular function (GO): nucleic acid binding
Source: RefSeq, a predicted model, not a curated record
AUGGUACAAAAAGGAAUUUUACUCGGUUACAAGGUGUCCAAAGAUGGGUUGGAGGUGGAUAAGUCAAAAGUGGAUGCAAUUGAAAAACUGCCACCUCCAAUCUUUAUCAAAGGAGUCAGAAGCUUUUUGGGAUAUACAGGUUUCUAUCGUAGAUCCAUUGAAGAUUUCUUUAAGAUUUCUGCUCCCUUGUGCAGGUUGCUUGAGAAUAAUGUGUCUUUUAAGUUUGAUGAGCAUUUCUUGAAGGUGUACGAGGAGCUAAAAAAGAGAUUGGAAUUUAAUGUGGAAAUCAAAGAUCAAACAGGUAUAGAAAAUCAGGUAGCAGACCAUUUCUCGUGCUUGGAAACUCGUGGACAUGUUGAGGAAGGGGACGAAAUUCAGGAAUGUUUUCCUGAUGAGCAAUUGCUAGCCAUCAUAGCUGGCAUAGCCCCAUGGUAUGCUGACUAUGUGAACUUCAUUAUAAGUGGGGUGGCUCCGUCAGAGUUAUCACCAGAUGGUAGGAGAAAAUUCAUACAUGAUGUUAGACUUUAUCUAUGGGAUGAGCCAUUUUUGUUUAAGCAUUGUGCAGAUAAGCUGGAUGCACAUACUUUUGUAAAAAGAUGUGAUAGGUGCCCAAGGACGGGCACAAUUUCGAGAAGGCAUGAGAUUCCACUGAAGGGCAUACUUGAGGUCGAAAUCUUUGAUGUUUGGGGUAUAGACUUCAUGGGGCCAUUUCCAGCAUCAAAUGGACAUCGAUACAUCUUGGUUGCAGUUGGCUAUGUAUCAAAAUGGGUUGAGGUUGUGGCUUUGCCUACGAAUGAUGCUAAGCCAGUGGUUGAGGUUUCGAAUAGGGAAGUGAAGCAAAUUUCGGAGAAGACAGUAAGCACAAGUAGGAAGGAUUGGGCUAGCAAGCUAGAUGAUGCUCUAUGGGCAUAUCGCACUGCAUACAAAACUCCAAUUGGCGCUUCACCUUACAUCUGGGUAAAACGGAUGUUGCAACUUAAUGAGCUCGAGGAGUUUCGACUGCACAUGUAUGAGAAUGCAAAGUUGUGUAAAGAGAAAAUAAAGAGAUGGCAUGAAAAACACAUUUUGCAUCGUGAGUUCGAACCUGGUCAAGCUGUUCUAUUGUUUAAGUCAAGGUUGAAGCUCUUUUCUGGGAAGCUCAAGUCUAGAUGGUUGGGUCCAUUUGAAGUAGUGCGGGUUACGAAGCAUGAAGCUGUUGAGCUAAGGGAUACUGAAAGCAAUGACAUAUUUUGUCAAUAG